AUGGCUACGCCGACAGCUUCUGGCAACCCAACGAUGGAAACGGAGCAUACGAUACCCGCCCCGCUUGAUGCGCCUCCUGAAAGUGCUGUGCAUCACACACGUCAAGGGGAGCAAGGAUCACAAGCGGAGCAAUCGCAACAGCCGAAUGGAGAGCAACAACAAAAACAAACACACCAGGAGCAGCAUGAGGAACACACCGAGGAACAGCAACAAGGUCAGGAACGGCACGAGGAACGGCAUGAUGAACGACACGAUGAACAGCACCAGGGGCAUCACCAGGAGCUUCACCAGGAGCUUCACCAGGAGCAUCACCAGGAACAGCGCCCGGAUCAACAUCAUGAACAACACCAGGGACGGCAGCCCGAGGAUACCGGUCCAGCGGUUUUGCAUGUUCCCAUCGCUACCAACGGGGUUGUCGAGAGCCAUGGUCACUCGCCGCGGGCGAGAAAGGACACCAACUCCUCCAUAUCGACCAUUGCAUCUGCCGCCACAGCUGCUACAUCCUGUAGCGUCGUUUCCUCCCCUGCCCUUACUCCGACAACCGCCCUGCCAGCCCAAAACAUCUUUUCUAUCAAGGACGGAAACGCUCCUUCAUCUUCCAGUCGAAACAGACGGCGUACUGGCCCCUUGGCGCCUGAGGCAAGGGGAAGGGCCGCUCUUAUCCGAAAACAAGGUUCAUGUGCGAACUGUAAGAGGAAGAAAAUCGGAUGCGAUGCCAGGCAUCACGGCAUGACUUGGGAAGAACUCGCGCAAAAGUUUCCCAACUCUGCAGAGACGCAACAGCUUGAAACCAUUGUGCCGCCAACCCCUACAAAUGCUCAUACUCAAGAAUCAAGAAAACACAAUCUCAGCACCCCUUCGCCAGAAUUUAUGGACAUUGAUUCCUCUCCAACACAACAACCGAUCCGCUCAUCGUUCAGCGAGCCGCGCGUCAGAACACCUCUGCCUUCCAAGCCUCGACAGGACAGGGCAUCUACUGUGUCGUUCCCCCAGCCGAACGGUGGUCUUUCCAACGGUAGCAUUCUGACGUCGAAUUCGCACGGGGCUACAGUCCGGGCUUCCGAAGGCUUUGCGACGGAUUGUUACAGAAGAGUUUCUGCCUUGCUCCUUCGCUGGCAAGAUGACGAAGACCCUGCAUUAAUAAAUCCGAUGGACGAGUUCAGAGAGGUGCUUGGAGAAUACUACGACUGCUCAUGCCAAACCAAGAUUAUUCCAUCCGCGAAUCAGCACCACAACACAUCUAUGUGGGUUUUGGACGAAAUUCUCCAAUUCCUGAAGACGGAUACGGAGGACGAGCUCAAAAUACUCUAUUGGUCAAGUCACAGUUACUUGGACGGCGACCAACAAAUGAUUCUGGCAAGCUCGAGAAACAGCGAGGCUCAACCAGCUUCGUGCAUACGAUGGUCUGCCAUCCAGGCUCUGCUCGAUCAUGCUUCUCCAGAUGUAGUAGUCAUUAUGGACGCCACCUACUACCCGAACCGAUACAGAUUCAUGAGAAGGACCAACCGUUCAUUGGAGGUGCUCGCUGCGUCUACCCAGGCCAACUUGGAGAGAGGCGUCUUCACCCGUGGUUUGAGCGACCAGCUGAGGACCCGAGCGCGUUUGAAGCUUCUGGGGGGCAUCUCAAUCGCAGAUCUCCAUGCUAGGGUGGCAACAUCCUCGCUCUUAACUAUAAGGGCUAGGUUACAGGAACCACUCGGCUCAGACAUGGAAGGCAUUACAUUGCCGCCGCCCAGUAGCAUCGCUCCAGUUCCCUUGCAUCUGCAAUUUGCGGGCAGCCCUAGGACAUCGAGCAUCAUCUUGACUCCGAAAUUGAACGGGGAGUUGGUGGCAAUGGCUGGCAGCGACGAAGGCAGUGGCAAAAAGGGGGGAGCAGGAGGGCUUGUUUACACGUUCCGUGUGCCCGCUGGUGCAAAUCAGGACAUUUGGGAGGAGUAUCUUUCGACGUUGCCCGACGAGACCAAGGAGAGACUGGAGUUCGUGGGGGCAGACUAG
Molecule: messenger RNA, 1995 nt
Organism: Sordaria macrospora k-hell
Lineage: Eukaryota; Fungi; Ascomycota; Sordariomycetes; Sordariales; Sordariaceae
Source: RefSeq, a predicted model, not a curated record